GCAGUUUCAUGGGACAUGAUUCUUUCCCCAAGCAGUUAACAUCAGCAAUUUAUUAUUUGACAACUUGAUUUUUUUUUUUUUCGUCAUGUGGUUAAAAAAUGCUGGGGUGCUUCACGAAUGAUUUACUGCUCAGGACUCUUUGCCUUGUUGCUGAUCAUACUGGAGUGGAUUCGGCCUGGCCUGCCCUCCCCUUUGCGGCCCAUCUGUGAUCUGCGUGUUCUCAACCACUUCAUUAAAGAGGCACGAGAUGCUGAGGCUGCUAUGAGGCUUUGUAAAGAGGAAUGCAGUAUGGCUGUGCCUCUCACAGUUCCUCUAACCACAGUGGACUUUGAUGUGUGGGAAAAGAAAAAUACAGAGGAGCAGGCUCAAGAAGUCCAAACCGGACUAUGGCUGUUAAAUGUCGCCAUCAGCUCAUUACGUGCAUCUGUCACCAACUCGGCACUUCACUCCCACAUAGAUGCCUGCGUCAGAAACAUCGCCAGCCUCAAGCAGGUGCUACGCAGCCUUAGUAUACAGGAUUAUGCGCUAACAGGUGGUGGGACAGAAGAGACAUGGAAAGUGUCUUCAGCCCCAGAGCUCUUCCAGGUCCAUAUUAACUUUCUGCGUGGGAAAGUGCGCCUUUUGCUCGCCAACGCACCUGUCUGCCAGCAAAAUAUUAGAUGAUUGGAGGAUGGACAGGUCAGAAACCCAACCAAUUGGAGUAGACCAUAUUAUAAGGCAGGACACUGCACCCUGGACCCUAAUGAAGUACUAAGCUGUCAAGGGCAUCAUGCUCGCCUGCAUGUUGGAAAUUGGAGCACUUUCUCACCAUGAAUGAAAAGUGGAGCAAAAUAUUUAUCUCCAAGGACACUAGAUGGCCUUAGAAUGUAGUUUUCUUCACUGGUGCCCUGACCAAAGCUGCAUAAUUAUCUCUAUGUGAUGCAGCCUGUCACUCCUUUCUCCCUAUUUGACUGACAUUUGUUAUAUUGCGAGAUGCAUCUGCAUCAAGCCUAAUCUGAUACCACUUUUAAUAAUUUUUUACAAAGUAUUUGUAUUGAUUUUAUGAUGCUUAAUAUUUAUAUAGAUUUCUACAAGCUGGAUUAUGGGUCAUGCUAUACAUUUUGAGUAUGAGGAAGCUGCUUGCUUUCUGUGUUAGCCUUUAACACCUGUAAAAAUUGACCUGCUGCUUAGUCAUAUUUAUCAUUUUCAGUAAUGCACUGAUUUUAUACUGAUUGUAUGUGUGUCUAUGUGUGUGUCUAUGUGUGUGUGUGUGUGUGUGAGAGAGAGAGAGAGAGAGAGAGAGAGAGAGAGAGAGAGAAAGAGAAAGAAAUACAGAGAGAAUAAGUAUUUAGAAAAACGUGUGUGUGAGGGCAGCACGGUGGCAUUGUGGUUAGCACUGUGGCCUCGCACGCCCAGAGUUGAGGGUUUGAGUUUUGCCUUCAGGUCGGUGUGUGUGGAGAUUGCGUGUUCUACCUGUGCUUGAUGGGUUUCCUCUGGGUUGACAUGCAGUGUAGGCUAAUUGGCGAUUCCAAAUUGCCCCUAGUGUUUGCACGAGUGUGUGUGCUUGUGCCCUGCGAUGAACUGGCACCCUGUUUAGGGCGCCCUGCGUGCCCUGGGAUAGACUCCAAGCCGUCUGCGACCCUGUAUAGGAUAAGCCUUAUGGAGAAUUAGUGAAAGUGUGUUUGUCUGAGAGAGAAUGAGAGAGAGUAGGUGAUAUCAGUGGACAGAGUGUUUACAGGUCACUUCUGGUGAGAGGAAGAGAGACCAAAUAGUUACGCUUUUGGGGGGAAACUGGUGGGUUAUGUGAGGGCUGAUGAGACUGUGUGUUGAUUAUAAGCGUCACUGGAUUCAAGUGCAAACGCACAGCACUGCACAGAGAAUGGCCAGGAAAAAUAUCCUGUUUCUGCCAGGAAAAAUAUUGAUUGGUUUGCAUGAAGAACAUCCUGCCUGGCUCCUGCUCAGUUCACAUUCUGAUGUAAUUGCCUGGGAAAUGUCUGGGUAGUUGUUUCUAAUGUUUCUCUUUGUGUUCCAGACUCGGAUGGGUCAUUCUUGUUUGUCAUCUCUAUCUUUUUUUUUUUUUUCACAAUGUUUUCGCUGUGUGGUUCGUUUUUGAUGUUUGUGAAUCAGUGCGUGAAUGUAAAGAAGGAAGUUUGUAAUACUACUUUCCUGUUUGUUACUGUUGUUUGCUUCUUUUACCAGUUGUCCAAUUUGGUUAAUAAAAUGCAAAAUAUUAUUGAAAAGUAGU
This is a messenger RNA of Clarias gariepinus (North African catfish), 2224 nucleotides long. RefSeq names its product erythropoietin a (gene epoa). Bases 118 to 663 code for a protein of 181 amino acids. Lineage: Eukaryota; Metazoa; Chordata; Actinopteri; Siluriformes; Clariidae. The transcript is spliced from 5 exons. Gene Ontology annotation, biological process: nucleate erythrocyte development. Gene Ontology annotation, molecular function: cytokine activity; erythropoietin receptor binding; hormone activity. Gene Ontology annotation, cellular component: extracellular region. The record is from RefSeq and is a predicted model, not a curated record.